Molecule: messenger RNA, 3208 nt
Organism: Sinocyclocheilus anshuiensis
Lineage: Eukaryota; Metazoa; Chordata; Actinopteri; Cypriniformes; Cyprinidae
Gene: homezb
Product: homeobox and leucine zipper encoding b
Exons: 2
Coding region: 409-2571 (720 amino acids)
Biological process (GO): regulation of transcription by RNA polymerase II
Cellular component (GO): nucleus
Molecular function (GO): DNA-binding transcription factor activity, RNA polymerase II-specific; DNA binding
Source: RefSeq, a predicted model, not a curated record
ACCAAACCUGUGACAGCUUUCUGGGCUAGUGUGAUCAGCAGGGAUUGACGCUUUUAAUUGCCUUAUUUCUCAAGUAACUAUAUCAGAAAAACAAUAAAUAAGCCGGGUUGCAUCUGAGCUGUCAAUUUUUACUUUUUAUGCAUCUGUGUGAAGCCAGCACGACAAGAUUUUGUGUUAGCUCGCUGGCUAGCACGCCUUUGUUCCAUAUUCAGACCAGUGUGGCCAUAAAUUAGGACUUAGCCUUCAAUUCCUGCAUGUUGACUCCGUAUACAACUAUUUUAUUCAAAUUAAACUCGUUACAUACUCGAGGGUAUUGCACACCGACUUUGUUGCGGGAGAAAAUUAGCUGUGUAGCCUCUGUUUUCGCUUGUAUGAAUUGCGUCUUGGCUCGGUCGUGCAUAAGUUGCCAUGGAGCAGUGCGCAGCUCCGCAGCUCGAGAACACAAGUAACGUUACGCACUCUUCACCUCCAGACCCAGCGGAAAAGUCUGGAGGAGAUGCCGGGGAGAUGACGGUUAAGGACGCUUACGAGUGCCGGAUUUGUGGUUAUAAAGCGCAAGACGUUAAAUGCCUCAGCCAGCACCUGCACGCCGCUCACCCUGUCACCAGUCUUUCUGACUCGGUGAGGAGCGAGGGAUGUGAAAGCCCAGAGGACGAGCGUGUGGGUGAUGUGGAGACACCCUGCUUAAAUGGUGACCUGGAAAAGAGCGUUGCUAAGGAUAAACCAGUCACCACUGAGGGAACAGAAUCUGCUUCCCUUCAGACUCCCGAAGACUCAAAUGAGACCUCAUCCUCGGUGGAUCCCAAAGAACAGGAAGAGAAGAUGGACGACUCACCUGCUCCUGAAGAAUCGCAGAGCUCAUCCCCCGAGUUACCUCAGGAGAAGUCACCCUGCUCUUCAGGGACCAAGGAGUCCUGCCAAAAGAGGCAAACAGUCUCCUCUGGCACAUCGACCCACAACCAGACUAACCUGGUUUGUCUUCCACUGGUAUCCGAGGGGUUAAAGCUUAUCUGGGUGCGCUCGGAGCAGGUCCACGAGCUGGACGCCGUGUCAGAACUCGUAGAAGCGUUUAAUGCAUUCCCAUACCCCACGUCGCAGGAGGCGAGCGCUCUAGCUCGAAAGUGUGCGUUACCACCGGACCGAGUUAAAGCAUGGUUCAUGAUGCAGCGGGUACGUUACGGGAUCAGCUGGGCUGACGACGACAUCCAAGAGACGCGACGCAAGCUGUGGCACAUUCAGAAAAGAGCAGUAGCCGAGGAGUGUGUGGAAAUAAACGAGGAGGAGGAAUGUUUAGGACGUGAGGAACCUCAACAUGUUUUUAUACCGCCACCUGCGGCAGUUGCCCAUGUAGAUCAGAGAGACCAGACGCCUAAACCCAGCCGGACUGUUCCUCAGCACAUCACCAGUGACCAAAACCGCUUGCAUUUUAGCCAGAAUAAUGCUUCCCAAUCCAAUAACGGCAUACAGCAGUUGCUCAGCACUAAUGUUGUGUACAAAAAUGGUCUUGCACCCACAUCACAAGUUCCUCAAGUUAAUCCCCAAUUCCAAAGUGAAAGUAGAAACCUACCACCGCCUCACAAUACUGGAGUCCAGCUGCUCAAUUCAUCGUACAACCAACACGCCGCAAUGUCGGACCCCGAACUCCCUGAGCUUUCACAGUCUCUACACUGCUUACCGGGAAAAAAAUCGAAAGCGCAGCUGAUGGCCCUGCGCCGCAGUUUUGUACAGAAGUCUUGGCCGUCCGACGGCGAAGUUCAGCGGCUCCAGAGAAUGACUGGACUUAAUCGGCGUGACAUUCGCAAAUGGUUCGCUGACAGCCGCUAUCAGCUUCGCAGGAAUGGCAGGGCUUGGCUAGCUAAGCUCGCGAAGCGCAAUCGGUCACUGCAGCUGGUGCAGCAGAACUCUCAGAACGAGCUGGAGAACGAUGUUCUUCCGAGUGCUGAUUUUUAUGACAACGACGGGGCUGACGACACAGAGGCGGGGAUUGAGGUUGAUGUGGAUUUGGCUGACGAUGAGGGACCAGUCAACCAAUCGAAUGAGACCAAGGAGGUAGUAAGCGAUGAAGGCGAGCUUGAUGACGGCAGCGCUUCCGUUCAACAACAUUCUGCGGACAUCUCUCCCUCUCCUUCUCCGUCUCCGUCAUUCAUCCGCGGCCGGGUAGAACCUAACGUGCGACUUCGUAAGAAGACGAGGGAACAGUUGGAAAUGUUGCGCCAAAACUUCCUGCGCUGCCAGUGGCCCACAAGUGACGACUACGUGAUACUCCAGCAGAAGACGGGUCUGACGCGGACAGAGAUCAUCCAGUGGUACGGAGACACGCGUUAUCAUGUCAAACACAAUCAGAUGCGCUGGAUGACCUCAGAGGAGAGGGAACGCAUCAUCGCAGUUAUAACGCAACAGCAGAAAAGGGGCGGGAAAUAUUCACGGGGGAGAUUUUCAUUUGAGAACAUCGGCUCUGGGUUGAGUUUGGCCGAUUCUACAUUAAUUAACGGAGGUGGAGGGGGCGAAGCAGCAACAUGGAAUGAACUUUUUAGGGGAAGUACCCCAGUUGUGCCUGAGGGUGAACUCUGACCUCAGAAGCAAAGUCAGUUUGCGAAGGCAUUUGUAGCUGUGCAGAUAGGUGGAAAUUGAAUUCCACGUCACUGCCAAAGAUGUUACACAAAACCUUUUUUUUCCCUCUCCUUUAACCUGUCUGGAUAUUUCCAUCCCAGUUCCAGGGCCUGGUAGAACCUCUCUCACAACAUUGUUAUGCAAUAUGUAUCUCCAAAACUAAGCAUCUUACUUGAAUCAAAAAUAUUUAGCAUUAGAAUAUGUACCUUAAAGUAACUGAAACAAAAUUGUGUAUGGCAAGGCACUGGAUGACUGUACAAUGUAUUUUGUUUUGUAGCUUGUUUUAUCAGAGUUCUAUUCAUUGUGGUUCUCGGUGUGACUCAACAGAGCGAAUGCAUGUGUGCUGCCAUUUCAUGUUUAAGUUGCAGUUCGAGCUUAGAUAUGUAGAUGUUUGCUUUUACAAAGGUCAAUUGUAUUUAAAGUUAUAAGCAUAACUGCAAUAUUUUAGAUCCACAGUGUGCUACACAGAUAUGUUUCUUUGAUGGAAACACUAUGCUGACACAAUACUACACAAUUUAUGUGCUUGAUUUUUUUCCCCCAAUCAAAAUAUUUGUUUUUUUAAUUAUUAUUAUUAUUAUUUGAAGUCUAAUUAAAAUCU